Molecule: messenger RNA, 1227 nt
Organism: Hyposmocoma kahamanoa
Lineage: Eukaryota; Metazoa; Arthropoda; Insecta; Lepidoptera; Cosmopterigidae
Product: leptin receptor overlapping transcript-like 1
Exons: 4
Coding region: 36-431 (131 amino acids)
Biological process (GO): late endosome to vacuole transport via multivesicular body sorting pathway
Cellular component (GO): endosome
Source: RefSeq, a predicted model, not a curated record
CAAUAUUAUUUCUGAUUAAUAUAAUAACAGACACAAUGGCCGGAAUCAAAGGUUUGAUCUCACUGGCAUUUGCUGGUUCUAUUGGAAUGACAUUUGUCAUAUUAGCCUGUGCCUUACCGAAAUUUGAACAAAAAUGGUGGCCGUUUUUCGUAGUCCUAUUCUACGUGCUCUGCCCAAUCCCGACAAUGAUAGCGCGCCGUCACACAGAUACCAGCGGUGGAACCAACUCGCCUUGCAUGGAAAUGGCUAUAUUCAUCACUAUGGGCUUUAUUGUCAGCUCUUUUGCGCUGCCUAUUGUACUCAGCCGUGCAGAUGUGAUUUUAACAGGCGCCUGCUAUCUCACAUUGGCAGGCAACGUUAUAGUGUACCUUACCAUCCUCGGUUUCUUCACAAUCUUUGAUAUGGACGACAACGAUUACGCGAUGUGGUGAGAGAUCUAAACCUUACAGAUACCAUAGGGGUUGAUUAAUGUAGCGAGGAACAUCUUAUAUCUUACAUUAGCACAUAAAUUCACAUAACACAAUAUAAACAUGUUCACACAAUUUUCUUCAAUGUAAAAUGGACGCUUGGCCAAGAUCUCGAGACGAUGGUACGCUUUUGUCUUAAAAAUGUGUAUAAGAUAAUAUUAAAGAAUUUACAAUUACCGAGUUUUCAAGUUGUAUUCAAGUUUUAAAGAUAUCAAUCCAAUGACAGUGUGGAAAAAUCAAUUAUGUGCAUAACUACACAACUGGGGCCUUACCAUGAACUCUCAUUACAGUUCAAUAUAGGUUCGUAAUGACAAGAAGCAGGAUAGUGAUAUACACUUCAUGUAGCGCUAUCUCACAAUGAUCCAUUUUAGGUCCUAAACUGAAUUGGAAUAAGAGUUCAUGGCAAGACCCCAACUUCUUAUAUCUUGAAAGUAUUCUGCCACUAACAUUAUUUUAAUGUCUUGUAACAUCUUACAGUAAAAGCAUCCUUUUGCCACUUGAAAAAUGUUUAAUAACUUCUACUUAAUGUUAAAAGAGACCAGUACUAUAACUAUUUUGUUGAAAUAAUAUUACCAUAACAAUUUAGUCAGUUAAUCAGCUACAAUAUCAAUCGAUAUUUUUGCUUACUAAAUUACUUCUAAGUUUGAUAAAUUUAUUACAACAUAAUUAUAACAUUUUUAUUUAAAAAAACCGACCUCAAAAUUUUGUGGAAUUACAUCUAUUUGCCAAUAACGUGAAAUCCAAUAAACCGAAUUCAUCC